GGCAGUGGGGGCCCCAUGAGGAGCAGUGGGGGUCGUAUGCGUCAGUGGGGAUCCCCUUGGGACUACAGAGCUCCCGCGGGGGUUGUGGGUGUCCCCCGGGGCUCGGUGCGCUUCCCCGUGGGCUCCGUGGGGACCCGGCGGGCGGGGACGGCCCCGCGGCUGUGCGCUCCUCCCGCCAGCAGGUGGCGCGGCGCGGCCCGCCCGGAGCAGACGAGAGGAGCUGUGUAGCGCAGCCGGAAGCGCCGCGUCACGUGGCGACACCCGGAAGCGAGCGGCGGGACCGGCGGCGAUGAGCGGCGGGGCUGAGGCAGCGGCGGCGGCCGGGGCUGAGGUCGGGGCGGAGCGGCGGGUCCGCAUCGUGGUGGAGUAUUGCGAGCCCUGCGGCUUCGAGCCCACCUACCAGGAGCUGGCGAGCGCCGUGAAGGAGGAGUACCCCGACAUCGAGAUAGAGUCCAGGCUGGGGGGCACAGGUGCCUUCGAGAUUGAGAUCAACGGGCAGCUGGUCUUUUCCAAGCUGGAGAACGGAGGCUUUCCCUACGAGAAGGAUGUAAGUACCCGGCCCUGCAGGGUCCUCGUGUCAGCUGGGCUGGUGGCUGCGGGCAGGUUUGGUUUUGCGGCGAGUUUCCCUGUGACCGGUUUUUCCCUCAACGUCUCUGUUUCAUCACUCACCGGCUCUGCCCACGCUCUGGCAAUGCCUCACGAUCCCAUCGGGAGUUAUUCCCCUUCCUGCCGCCCCAGCGGGACCCGCUCUGGGUCCUGCUGUGGUAGGGUGCGAGCCUGAGCCGCUGCUCGUGCGGGGAGAGGGGGGAAGGUUGCCCUGGCGUGGCCGUGAUUUGGCCCCGCAGCACUGCCUGACCCCCGCAUCUGAGUGCCCCCCGCUGCUGUGUCCCCCCCCCAAUUGAGCACUCCUUCCCCCACCAGCCUCAUGGUAAGGCCGGCCUGGAGCGUGACUCCCCCCCUCCUCCCCUCUGUCUCCUCAGCUGAUUGAAGCGAUUCGCAGAGCGAGGAAUGGGGAACCGCUGGAGAAAAUCACCAACAGCCGCCCCCCCUGCGUCAUCCUGUAGCCCUGUGCCCAGCUGGGAUCUCCCAGCACCCACCCGCCAGCUCCGGGCCCCCCUCGGCGUCCCCCCACUUCGCUCCUCGCUGCCUUCGUUAGCUCCCUGCACGCCCGGGGACAUCGGGGGAGCCCAAGGAUGUCGGGGGAAUGUGAGAGUGUAAGGACCCUCCUGGGAAAUUGGGGGCGAGAGCUGGGAUGGGCAGAGCUGUGGUACUGGUGUUGCUGGGGGGGCCGUUCUGGCCCGUCCCUGCUGUGGGGUGCAGCUCUGGCGUGGGGCAGCUCCCCGCCUGCCUUCGCCUUUCCCCUUCCUCUGCGCUUGCCUCCCCCACAGCACCCAGCAGCGUGGGGGGGUUGUUCUCCCCUUCCUCAGCUGCUGGGGGCUUGGGGACCCCCCGCAAACGCUCUGCCCAGCCCUCGGGGGAGCCAGGCCGGGCACUGGAGGGGACUUUGCAGCUCCAGAGUUCCCAGCAGAUUAAUGCAGAGCAAAAACCACUCGCUGUAAACUUUAGCGUGAUUCGUUAAUAAUUAAAGUCUCUCCUGUCACUGUUUAAACCAGUGAGAGGGCAGUGGGGACCAGCUGCCCCGGCCGGGCAUGGGAACCCCGGCUCGGCUCCGUCCCCACGGCCAAGAGGUUGAUUUAACGGCUGCGAGCACCCCCCACCUCCCCGUUCUCAGGCUCUUGCUUUCUGCCUGUAAUGACCCUGCCCUUCACCACAGGGCAGCCGAGCCGGCGGAGGGGCCCCUUAUUUAUUCUAUACUGUGUAUAAACCCAACAGCCCGGCGCUGAAUAAAGGACUGGAGAACGUGGCCCCUCUCGUGUGCCUCGAGCACAGGGGUGGGAUGCAGGCAUCAAGGUGCAAAAGCGGGGUUAGAUCAGGUCCCAUCUCCUGCCUGCCCUGCCCUUGGUCGGCAGCCAAGGGAUCAGGACUUUUACCCUCCAGGUACGCGGGUCCUGCCCUUCGCUGCCUCCUCGGGUGGUGGCAGCUGAGGCCGGGAGGGAAGGGACACGAUGGUCCCCAGGAGACGGAACUGGCUCCUCUCUUGUGACGGAGAAGGGGGGAACCACGCAGACAAGGAGAGUAGAAAAAAAAAAAAAAAAAACAAUGUACAAUUAUCAAAUAUACAUCUCGGUGCGAUACA
Molecule: messenger RNA, 2197 nt
Organism: Grus americana (Whooping crane)
Lineage: Eukaryota; Metazoa; Chordata; Aves; Gruiformes; Gruidae
Gene: MIEN1
Product: migration and invasion enhancer 1
Exons: 3
Coding region: 290-781 (163 amino acids)
Biological process (GO): negative regulation of apoptotic process; positive regulation of filopodium assembly
Source: RefSeq, a predicted model, not a curated record